UUUGACUGAUCACCAAAAGGCAAACUACUCAGCCUGCCUCAUUAGCAAAGCAAGGAAUAAAGGCGUAAUCCUCUUAAAAAAGGGAGAAAAAAAGGGGGGUGCUGAGGGCUCUUGCCUUUGGCUCACCUCACUUUAAACUCGUCCAACUGGGGAACCAGCAGCUGGGCAGAGGAAGAUUCAGCUGCCCCGUUACCCACAGCCUCGCCCAGGCCCCAGCUGGCCAGUGGAUCUCAGCCGCUCUCACACUUCCCUGGGACCUGCCUGCUUGUUUCCGAGAGCACAGCUCACUGUUUCGUCCUUUGUGCUCACAGGGAAGAGCACGAUGAGGCACUUGGAGGCAACCGGAGAGGUCCUGCUGGACCGGAAGGGCUGCGCGGGCGUGGUCACACUGAACAGACCCAAGUUCCUCAACACGCUGACUCUUCCGAUGAUACGGCAGAUUUACGCACAAAUUCGGAAGUGGGAACAAGACCCUGAAACUUACCUGAUCCUUAUGAAGGGAACUGGAGGAAAGGCUUUCUGUGCCGGGGGUGAUGUCAGAGUAAUCUCAGACGCUGCAAAGGCAAAACAGGAACUGUCCCGAAUUUUCUUCAGAGAGGAAUAUGCACUGAACAAUGCCAUUGCUUUGUGCCGGAAACCGUAUGUUGCUCUUAUUGACGGAAUCACAAUGGGUGGGGGAGUUGGUGUCUCAGUUCAUGGACUAUUCCGAGUGGCGACUGAAAAGUCUCUUUUUGCAAUGCCAGAAACAGCAAUAGGGCUGUUCCCUGAUGUGGGUGGAGGUUAUUUCUUGCCGAGACUUCAAGGAAGACUGGGCUACUUCCUUGGACUGACAGGCUUCAGACUAAAAGGAAGAGAUGUGUACAGAGCGGGGAUUGCCACGCACUUCGUGGAUUCUGGGAAGCUGCCCAUGUUAGAGGAAGAUUUGUUAGCCCUGAAGGCUCCGUCCAAAGAAAGCAUCGCCGAAGUCCUGGCAUCCUACCAUGCAGAGUCCAAGAUUGAGCAAGACAAACCUUUUAUACUGGAAGAACACAUGGACAAAAUAAACAGGUGCUUUUCCGCCAGUACCGUGGAGGGGAUCAUUGAAAACUUACAGCGAGAUGGUUCACCUUUUGCCUUGGAGCAGCUGCAGGUAAUUAAGAAAAUGUCUCCAACAUCCUUAAAGAUCACACUCAGGCAACUCACGGAGGGGGCCUCGAAGACCUUGCAGGAGGUGUUCACCAUGGAGUAUCGGCUGAGUCAGAUGUGUAUGGGUGAUCAUGACUUCCAUGAAGGUGUCAGAGCUGUUUUGAUUGAUAAAGACCAGAGUCCAAGGUGGAAACCAGCUCAUCUAAAAGAAGUGACUGAUGAAGUGUUGGAUAAUUAUUUUAAACCACUGGGGAACAGGGAUUUGAUCCUCUGAGGGGACUGUUCUUUCAAAGUACUGCACAUAUUUGGAGCAAGAGCUGGCAAAGUAUAGUGUGUGGGCCACACCUGGCCUCCUGUGUUUUUAUUUAGCCUGCAAACUAGGAAUGUUUUUCCAUUUUUAAAUGGUUGAGAAAGGAAUCAAGAUAGAUACUUCAUGACAUGUGAAAACUGUAAUAACUCAGUAUCAGUGUCCAUAAACUAAUUUUUAUGGGAA
Molecule: messenger RNA, 1618 nt
Organism: Cavia porcellus (domestic guinea pig)
Lineage: Eukaryota; Metazoa; Chordata; Mammalia; Rodentia; Caviidae
Gene: Hibch
Product: 3-hydroxyisobutyryl-CoA hydrolase
Exons: 13
Coding region: 323-1399 (358 amino acids)
Biological process (GO): L-valine catabolic process
Cellular component (GO): mitochondrion
Molecular function (GO): 3-hydroxyisobutyryl-CoA hydrolase activity
Source: RefSeq, a predicted model, not a curated record